This is a messenger RNA of Laccaria bicolor S238N-H82, 255 nucleotides long. RefSeq lists its product as uncharacterized. The transcript is spliced from 2 exons. The record is from RefSeq and is a predicted model, not a curated record. The coding region runs from base 1 to 255 and encodes 84 amino acids. Lineage: Eukaryota; Fungi; Basidiomycota; Agaricomycetes; Agaricales; Hydnangiaceae.
AUGGUCAAAUUCGCUGCUUCCAUCUUGCUUCCAUCCUUGUUGCUGUUGUUGCUGUUGCAUGUGCUGCUCCAUACGCACAGCAGACGAGACCUCAGUGAUCUCGACCUGUUGAAGCGCAAGAUUCCUUCCGAACUCGGCGAUAUUUGUGCUCGGCACGACUUUGGCAACCCAGCCCUUCUCGAGCGGGCCUUUGCCAGAACGCUCCGUAGACCAAGACUGUCACGUGUCCAUCUACGGAUUCUUCAAUCCACGUGA